GAUAAGGGAGAUAUGGGCUAUUUUGAGCAUGUCUAAGUUUUUACGUUGAAAUUUUCUGACGUCGGCGAAGCGCAUUUAUUCAAAGCUAUUAUUUUAUAACAAAACCUUGUUUAUUUUACAUCGUGGUGACGAUGAAUUUACCGACUAGGUAUACGACGAAAAAGUGUAAUUUUUAAAUAGGCCUAAAUAUAUCAAAUGGGUAAUUUAAGGAAUAUAAAAAGGGUGGGGACAUUACGUUGAAAAAAACUGAGGAAGAGGAAACGAGAAUCCAGAUUUGUUUUUGAGUAUUAAACUUUUUACAAAGAUUAAGUAUGAUAACAUGGUCUAACAGAUACCAGAAUAUACACUUAUAAAUGAUUCUACUUCAAUUUGGAUCUCAUUCUUGGUGGCUCUGAACUAAUUCACUUUCAGUAUGAGCUCCCAACAACUUGUCCUAAAGCAGAGAGCGCUGCUUCUGGAUGCCGUGUGUGGUGGAGGCAGUGCUGAACCUCUGGACUGUGUUCUGGACCUGCUCCUGGCCUGGGAGGUACUUAUCUGGGAGGAUUACCUAAGCAUACGAGUCACUGAGAAACCUGUGAGUUCAAAUGCCAGACACCUUCUAGAUGUUGUCUAUGAAAAAGGAGAAGAUGCCUCUGGCCUUCUGUUGGCUGCGUUUAAGCAGGUCUUACCUGAGGAGCAGAAGUCUGAGCUGUGUUUUGGGAAAGAAUAUGCUGUAUUGGAAAAGAACAGACCCGCCACUGCAACUUCAGCAUUAUUGACUGACAGACCUGUGUUAGUUAAAAAGCUCAGAGAUAAUAUUGAUGAGGCUUUAGAUGUCUUAAUGACAACAGGCUGCUUCACCAUCAAAGACUGUGAUGGGGUGCACUUACCUGCGUACACACCCUCACAACAGGUUCGGAGACUCUUGGACCAAGUGAGGUAUAAAGGGGAAACUGCUGCAAGAACAUUACUAAAGUAUCUGGAUCAAACCGAACCUGAAAAUAAAGAACAUCAAAUUCUUGAAGAAACAAUAAGUUUCACAG
This is a messenger RNA of Triplophysa rosa, 1022 nucleotides long. Its product is annotated as nucleotide-binding oligomerization domain-containing protein 2-like. The record is from RefSeq and is a predicted model, not a curated record. The transcript has 2 exons. The annotation marks the transcript as partial. Gene Ontology annotation, biological process: regulation of apoptotic process. Lineage: Eukaryota; Metazoa; Chordata; Actinopteri; Cypriniformes; Nemacheilidae.